Messenger RNA from Chelonus insularis, 1781 nucleotides. RefSeq lists its product as uncharacterized. Gene Ontology annotation, molecular function: chloride channel activity. Bases 78 to 1499 code for a protein of 473 amino acids. Gene Ontology annotation, cellular component: membrane; endoplasmic reticulum. NCBI's taxonomy places the organism in Eukaryota, Metazoa, Arthropoda, Insecta, Hymenoptera, Braconidae. The transcript is spliced from 9 exons. The record is from RefSeq and is a predicted model, not a curated record.
UUACGCGUAAUGAAAGUUAUGAAAGUUGUACAGAAUCUUAAAACCGGCAAAUAAAGUAAAAUACAGUGAAUAUAAUAAUGAAAUUAGUUUUUUCAAUUUUUCAAAUUUUGUUAUUAAUAUUAAUAUGUGAAGCUGCCAAUGACGACAUUGAUUUAAUCGAAGAAAAGGCCAAAGAUGGACAAUCAGAUGAAGUCAUUGACCCUAAUUCUCUCUAUUAUAACAAACAAACCAAGCAAUUGAACAAAGUAACGAAACUGAAGCUAAACAAAAAUAAUGAUAACAUGGAAGAUAUCGAUCUUCAUCAAAUGUGCAAUGAAGUAUUUAAUGACGUUUUCAAACAUCAAACGAACGAUAUAUUUGAAGAAUCUUUUUCUCGACGACUCAUCAAUAUAUUAUUAUCAUCGGUUGAUUUUCAGGAAAAUAAUAAUUUGUUAACAGGAAGUAUACUAAUUGAAUUAACGUCUUCAGAAUUACAACAAUUGAGAAAUUUUGGCCUUGGUAAAGCACGUAUCAGAGAUGUGGACCCUUUUAUUACAUCAAUAUUUAAAGCAUCUGAAAAGAAUUUAUUUUAUGAUAUUUCAUUGUUCUUGCGAGAUAUCGUUAUAUAUUUAGUAAUGCAUAAAGAAAUCGUUAUAAUAACAUGUAUUGUACUGUAUCUUACAUGGUUGCUCUUGACAGUAAAAUGGGAUAUUAUGAGGUUCUUUCAAGCAAGUCUUUUCAUAAUAUUCAUCACAAGUUUCGUUAUUGUAUAUUUUCAACUUCUUAAGAAUGCUGAAAUAAAAUUGACAACAAAACAAUUCUUGUUGACCGAAUUACCCGUUCACUGUCAACCUCAUUUGAUGUCAUGGUGGGAAAAAGUGUGGCAUAUGUAUGGUUCCUUCGAAGAUUGUCAAAGAUAUUUCGAAGCAAGGGAAGACAGUCAUUUUCUUCAUGUAACACCAGCAAUAGCAUUGUCUCACAUGAUCAGUACAUUUAUGCUUCAUCCAGCAGAAGCUUUUGGUGAUGCAAUUAGUAAAUUCGUUUAUCAGACCACAAAAAAUUUUUGGACUCCUCUUCAAAUUAUUUUCACUCCACUGAUGACUAUUGUAAUUAUCGUCCUUUCAGUGGUAGCUUUUAUUUGUAUAGCAGGAGGAUCGCUUCGAUGGUACAUGUGGCCAUUCACGCUAUUUUCUUUAGGAAGAUCUCGUAAUAACGAAGCCCAAAGCUUAAGUAGUAAGGAUGAAAGAAAAACGAUUGAAGUGAUUCUCAAUAUAAAAGCAUCUCCCAAUAUACAGUCAGAUCAAAUCGCUAUAGACGCCGCUCCUGAUAAUAACUCUAAUCAGAAUAUUUCGACGAACUCAGAACAGCAAGAAUUGGUUAAAAAUAAUACAGCCAGUGAAAAUUUGAGUAUAAGUACUAGUGAUCAGACAAGUGUCAAUUCAAAUAUAUCGGAAAAUUGUUUGCCAGAAAAUACGGGUAACAGUAAAAAUAGAAUCGAAGAAGUUGAAAUAUGUUCGUGAAGUGGUGAUAAUAAAGUGAGUUUUUAAAUAUUUUCUAUUAAAAGUGAUAUUAGACAUUGAGUUUUUAGUAUAAAGUCAUAUUUCACAAUAUCUGAUAAUAAUUGAAUUAUUUAUUAGUAUUUAAUACUUUUAUAAGAAAAAUAAUCAUUAGUCUAUUUAAAUCAUGAUAAAUUAUACGUCAUAUAACAUGAGCAACCAUGACUGAAUACUUGAUAAAUUAUUAGAUAGUAUUAAGUGCGAAAUUUGGAUUUGUUUUUAAUCAUAUUUAUUAUUAUUGAAUGU